GCGUCAAUAUGGCAGCUCGAUGAGACGCGACUCUUGUUGUUUUCUGCCCGUCGCCACGGUUUCCUGGGCACAGCCGCGCCCUCCCCCCCUCCCUCAUCCGAAGCCUUCCCCAUUUCCAUCCGAAGCCAUCGCAGAGCCGGGGCCGGCCGGCUGACGCACCCCACUCAUCCGGAUUCGUCCUAUCCAUCGACUUGGACGGCAGACCCGUCGCAGAGCUGUCCGAGCCCUGGGGGCCACGGCAUCCAAUCUCGUCACGCCCGCCAGAACGGGGCUCCAUGCCGUCCACAUUGCGCAUGCUGUCGAGAGCUGCCUUCACACGUCAACGGCGGACAACGCAGCCUCAGGGUCCUGGAUGGGCACCCGUCACUCUGCGGAGUGUAGCAGCUGCAGCCCAAGGCCUAAAAAAAGGAGCCUGAGGAGAAACAUGUGUCGGCCCGCCGUUGCUCAGCCAGAACCCAAACCCCCCUUUCGAGAUCCCCCCACAGCGGCCCAGCCAGACCAAGCACAGCGCUUGUUUCGCCUCGUUGUCCACGGGCAGAAGAUGGAGGGGAGGGGCGCGUCUACGUGUCGAUUUCCCGUCAGUUUGGCGUUGGCUGCUGCAAGGGGAAGGCUGCAAGGCCGGACGAAUCAGGGACGGGCGAGUGCCCCCCCCCCCAGCGCUGGCCAGCCACGCUGCUGCGCUUAUCGAUAGCGCUUGCAACCCCACACAGCCCGUCGAAGAGUCAAAACGGGUGGGGUUUCGAGCUGCAAGCUGCAGCUCCUCCUGUUGUCCUUGACCAACCCCCUGCCUUUUUUCCAGUCUUUUGUUCCUUUUUUCCCUCAGGGCCCCCUCGAACAAGGGGGUGUGCAGCACGAGGGGGAUCCUCUGCGACCAGUCAGCGAGGCCCCACGGCACGCGGCCCAGACGUCCUGCAGCAGACCUGCAUGCGCCCGCCUGAGGCGACCAGGACGGCAUGCAGCCGUCGGGCCAGUCAGAGGGCGCGGCGCCGUCGCUGUGGCCCCUUUGCGACGAUAGCUCCUCGAGCGACGGACGGUGUCACCCACCACCACCCCUGUGGCUCGACCGGGCUAGCAGGGCAUUGGCAGCAUAUGCAUGCGCAUCCAUCGACCUCUUUGUGAGUCACUCAUCCACCACCAGUCAAUCUCGACCGACGAGGCCCCGGAGCGACACGGGCAUGCGGGGAGGCGCAUCGGCAAGACACCAGAGCAGUGUCGCACGAGGCCGACUGGCGCCGCUAGCGGAGUGCGCAAGAGGUGGGUGCAGGGGAGACUCGACGAGGGGGAAAAGGAGAAGGCGCAAAAAAAAAAGUCAAUGGACGGGGUGCGACACUUGCUGGUCCCGGAUCACCAAAUACACACCGCUUGGUAUAACUGGCUGCCUCCUUCUGAUCCGUUUCGAGCAUCCAAUCCUCCCAGCCAAUUCCCUUGUCCUUGCUCCUCACUCGAACCAGAGACAUCCACCCAAGAUCCCACUCCCAUAUCCCGUCUCCAGUCGGGCACGAACCGAGGCGGUCCCUCUAUCAAAUCAGGACUUGAGAUUUGGCGCGCUGAUGGGAGUCAAAUAACCUCGUCAUCGGCCUUCUCACUCCCCUCCGACUCCCCUCUUCCCCCUUCCUCCUCUUUGACUUCAUCAUCGCCCGGUGCGCACCGACUGUCUGGCCCUUUUUUACCAGUGUAUUGUAUAUGUUUUGUUGCCAUUGGUUAAUCUUAUUCUAUCGAUCUCAUCCAUCUGAUACCCCUCGCGCUUGUUGAGACAUCCAUACAUCUAUCCAUACAUCUAUCCAUACAUCAUACCUGGGUACACACCCAUAACGCAACAGAAAUACACGGACAAGAAGCCGUGAUAUAGCAGACACGAUCAAGACCGUCUUUCCCCAGACUCACACGCGACCACACAUAUCAGGAGUGCACCGCUACGAUAUGUUGCAGUCAUGGCCGCUGGACCGAUCUCGUUCUACUGCCUCUGGCAGGAGGAGCGCAUCCGUGAGACCCUCUUCGAGCUCCUCGCCAAUGAGGACAUUUGCUCCGUCAGACUCGCCAACUCGGCGUGCUGCAACCUCGUUACCAAGCGCCUCUUCCUACGAACCAACCUGAACUUUGGCGCAAACACCUUCACCAAGGCCUCAAGGAUCCAGGCCCUGACCCGGAUCGGCCACCACAUCCAGCACCUCACCUUUAGCUUUGCUCACUCCGAGUCCACCUUCCUGCCGCCAUUGGUACACCCGGAAACGGGCCAGGAGAUCAGCUUUCUUUACACACCCUAUACCCACAUGGUGUCGUCCCUAACGCGGCCCAAGUACGCCAACUCGGAGCUGGGCGACAUCCUCACGCAGCAGUACCCCCCGCUGUUCCAUGCGGCAACCAAUGUGCCGUCCUUCAUCAAUGCCCUGCGUCACCUGCCCAAUAUGCGUCACUUGACCAUCCGCUGUCCCGGUCAGGACGCCAGGGAGCGCUACCGUCGCGACAUUGUCGACUAUGCCCUCAUCAGUCUGCGCAUCUCACUGGAGCGAGCGCCGCUGUUCAAGCUGAACAAGCUGACGCUGGCGAGCGUUCACCCGGCCGCCUUCAACUACCUGCGCCACGUGCCCGGCUUCGGCUGCACGCCGUCGGCCGGCCGCAGGUGGCGUCAGAUCCGCAAGCUCUAUAUCCAGGUCGACGCUUGGGACUUUUACGGGCCCUCGCCAGGACUGGAUCACCUCAAGAUCAUUGACGACUAUAUCCGUCACCUGGCUCCAACCUUGGAGAAGCUGUCCUUUACCUGGAUCGGCCGCAAGGGGCCUUGCCCUAUUGCUCUGCAUGCGGACCCGCUGUUCGCACCGGCGCGCACUACGAAGAAGCUCUUUAACGAGGUCACUUCACCAAUGAGCCCAUUGCCACCAGCUCCCACACGCGCACCCAUGGUGCUCCCGCGUCUGAAGCGCCUCAUGAUGCGAAACGCCACCAUGAGCGCUCCACAGGUGUCGAGCUUCAUUCGUAUGCACCAGGCCACGGUGCGCGAGUUUGACUUUGAGAAUGUCGUGCUGCUUCACGGUGGAAGCUGGGACGACGCUCUUAGCCCGCUCACCGACCAAAACAGUGACCGUGGCAGCGAUCUCUGGUCACGCCAUUCCAUCGGCAGCCCAGUUGCCGAAAAGCCCGCUCUAGCCAAGGCGCAGAGCUUCCGCGGCGCGCCGCCCUCACCGGCGCCCUCGGGUGAGAUUGCGUUGCCAUCCCCGUCAGCCGCUGCCGCAGCGGCGUCCAGGGAGCUGCUCGAUCUUGAUGUCGAGGGGCUAGAGAGCUUCCUCGGACUCUACGGCGACUUUGGUGGCUUGCCGACCCCGCGCUCGUCGCCAGGCCCUCCCCAGUUCAUGCUACCCGCGCCUACCACCAUAGCUGAGGAGGACGAGGAGUACCAAGAGGUCCAGGUCGGCGCCGAGGAAAGCGACGACGGACUGGGCUCGGAUAUUGCAGCGGCCAAAGAGGCCAGCUUGUCAAUCAGCACCAAGCUGCAGAAGAAACAAGUGCGUCGGCGCAGGAAGCACGCGACGACGCGCGAGGAUGACGAAACCGAGGUUGAAGACCAGCGGCGUCAUCACCGCCACCACAGGCACAAGGACGACGACAAGGCCCGCGAGCGGACUGGCGACAAGCAUGACAAGCACCGGGAACGGGAUAGCAGCCGCACGCGCGAUGCCAAUGGACAUUCGUCCCGGCGUCGGCACCGAUCCCGCUCAUCGCACAACAAGCGCGGUCACCAUGUCAGACACAGACAUGAGAAGCGCGAGGCCGAGGAUAAGAGGAAAAGGCCCGAGACGCCACCCCCGGCCAUGCCCGAGGUCGUGCUGGCCGAAGGCGACGACGUCUUUGCACCGUCGCCCCGCGGCAGCCCCGCAGCGGCCUCGUCGUCAUCGCCGCGACGCCUGGGCUCGCUGGGCUCGCCCAAGUUCAACAUCUCGGCGCCCAUCCUGUCCCGUGAUCCAAUGCCGCCUUUGCUGCUGCUUAGGCCGACCAUCUACGACCCAGCACAGCAUGGACAGGGACAGCAGGUACGAAGCCCAGUAGACACAACGCCGACCAGGCCGCAGGGCCGGAGGCGCGGGUCUGACGGCAGUCUGGACAAUAGCGUCAAUGAUGACGGGCUGUCGCCGGUGCAGCGCAACCUCGAGCAGGAGGAGGCGCACCGGCUGCUGGCCGAGGACGCGGUGGCGCGCACGUCGGCGCUGCAGAAGGCAAAGGCCGCCGUCAUGCAACGCCUCGCGCGCAAGUUGGGUAGUGGUCCCGGCCCUGCAGCUGGCCCUUAUCCCGGGGGCGCGGGCAUUGCCGUCGGUGGGCCUCUAUUCGGCGCGGUCCCGCCCGACCUGGCGCGCCCCGGACCCAACAGCCACAACGGGCCGAUGGGUAGUGCCGGCGGGCAUAGCCUCGCGGGCGCCCCGUCGGGCAUCAUGGGGUUCCGCCUGCGGGAGGGCCUCUUUGGUGCAAAGAGCACCGUGUCUGUCGCUCAGAGCCACCAGAGCAUCGACAGCAACACGGCCCUGGUGCCGCUGAUCUUCAGCCGAUAACUAACCCGGAUUUUAAGGGGGUUGAAUAACUACGUUUGACGAUUUUACGAGCUUUACUCUUCUAUUCUACGAUAUCUCGAUGCCACGAUCCUCAUUUGCGUCCACGAUCUUUUUAUGUUUUUUUCCCCUUUGUUUUCUUCUAGGAUGAUGCGAAGCAUUGCCGGCGCUCUUUGGUGUUCGGGACAGGUCGCGCGGAUGGACCCUAGGGCAACAAAAACGCGACGGAGGAUUAGUGCAUACCAUCCGUGUAUUCCGGGCUGCUAUGCCCGUGCUGUAUGAAUUAAUGACAAAUCCCACCAGAUCUCUUGAUGUUGCUCUGUAUUCCAUCGGAACAAACCUGGUCCCAGAAUUGAUUGUGCAAGUCUCCCCCUUGACGCUCCCCUUCCUCACCGUCCCGAACUCAGCCGCAGGACCACCCCCCAAAC
This is a messenger RNA of Gaeumannomyces tritici R3-111a-1, 4963 nucleotides long. RefSeq lists its product as hypothetical. The record is from RefSeq and is a predicted model, not a curated record. Bases 1932 to 4538 code for a protein of 868 amino acids. The transcript has a single exon. Lineage: Eukaryota; Fungi; Ascomycota; Sordariomycetes; Magnaporthales; Magnaporthaceae.